AUGGCUACACCCGGUGUGCCGAAGUCCAAGCUAUCCCGAGGACAACCAGAUCUAUACUUGAUAUCCGAAGAAGAUACCAUCUACGAGCAAGACAUUCUGCGGGAUCCUGGAACUCUAAAGCCGUGGUUGACAUACGUCGAGUUUAAAUUCAAACAUGGCAGUGUGCAUGAACAGGCUUACGUCCUCGAAAGGGCAUGCCGGCAGCUGCCGCGGUCCUACAAGCUUUGGAAGAUGUACUUAAAUCUCCGAAAGAAGCAUUUAAAACAGCUAAAUCCCGCCAUCUUCGCCUCCGAAUAUGCGAAAGUCAACUCCCUGUUCGAAAGAGCUCUCAUUCUUCUCAAUAAGAUGCCCCGGAUAUGGGAAAUGUACCUUUCAUUUUUACUGCUUCAACCCAUCGUUACCCUCACCCGACGAACAUUCGAUCGAGCGCUCCGAGCACUACCAAUUACACAGCACAACCGGAUAUGGGCCCUAUACCGCCCAUUCGCCAACUCGGCAUCAGGACAAACGGCCAUCAAUAUAUGGCGUAGAUACAUGCAGAUUCACCCAGAAGAUGCGGAAGACUUUAUCGAGCUAUUGAUUGAGAAUGGACGAUAUACCGAUGCCGUUAAGAAAUAUAUGGAAAUAUUAAACAACCCUAAAUUUCGAAGCAAGAAUGGAAAGAGCCACUACCAACUUUGGAGUGAGAUGGUCGAUCUGCUUGUUGACCACGCCAAAGAAGUGGAGACCGGGGAUGAAGUGGGCAUUGACGUGGAACGGAUCAUCCGAAGUGGUAUCGAGAGAUUUGCUGACCAGAGGGGGAAGCUAUGGUCUGGGCUUGCCACUUAUUGGAUCACAAGAGGGAGCUUUGAGAAGGCUAGAGAUGUCUUCGAAGAGGGGAUCACGACGGUCAUGACAGUCCGAGACUUUACACUAAUUUUUGAUUCGUAUGUCGAAUUUGAAGAGGCAAUAACUGGUCAGUUGAUGGAGGAAGCGGCGGCGCGGUCAGAAAAGGGAAUCAUGGAUGAAAAUGCGGAUUUCGACUUGGAUAUCCGGAUGAUGAGAUUUGAGCAGCUGAUGGACCGACGGCCAUUCUUGAUCAACGAUGUACUCCUGCGCCAAAAUCCAAACAACGUGUCUGAAUGGAAUGUACGCAUUGGGUUAUGGGGAGAUAAUAAGCAAGAGGUGGUCAAGACAUAUACAGAUGCAAUUGCAGCGGUCCAGCCGAAGAAAGCAGUGGGCCGAUUCCACGAGUUAUGGGCUAAUUAUGCCAAGUUCUACGAGACGGGUGGUGACUUACGGAACGCCAGAGUCAUCAUGGAGAAAGCGGUUAAGGUGCCUUUCAAAUCAGUGGCAGAGCUCGCUGAUAUGUGGAUUGAGUGGGCUGAGAUGGAGUUGAGGAAUGACAACUUUGAGGACGCCGUGAAGAUCAUGGCUAAGGCAGUCCAGGCCCCUAAACGCUCUACUGUCGAUUAUUUCGACGAAACUCUAUCCCCGCAACAACGAGUCCAUAAGAGUUGGAAGCUCUGGAGUUUUUACGUGGAUCUUGUUGAGAGUGUUAGUACUCUUGAGGAGACCCGCAAGGUUUACGAGAGGAUAUUCGAGCUUAGAAUCGCCACUCCGCAAACCGUCGUCAACUAUGCGAAUCUUCUGGAAGAGAAUAAGUACUUUGAGGAGUCCUUCAAGAUCUACGAACGGGGCCUUGAUCUCUUCAGCUACCCGGUCGCCUUCGAGAUAUGGAACUUAUACCUCACCAAAGCCGUAGACCGCAAGAUCGGCAUCGAACGUCUCCGCGACCUCUUUGAGCAAGCCGUAGAAGGGUGUCCACCAAAAUUUGCCAAAGUCCUCUAUCUCAUGUACGGCAACCUAGAAGAGGAACGGGGCCUCGCCCGCCACGCAAUGCGCAUCUACGAGCGGGCCACCCGCGCCGUCUCCGACGAAGACCGGGCCGAUAUGUUCAACUUCUACAUCACCAAAUCAGCCUCCAAUUUCGGUCUCCCCUCAACACGCCCUAUCUACGAGCGCGCCAUCGCUGCGCUCCCGGACAAAGACGCUCGCGACAUGUGUCUCAAGUUUGCUGAUAUGGAGAAACGACUCGGCGAGAUCGACCGCGCGCGCGCUAUCUACGGCCAUGCAUCGCAAUUCUGUGAUCCCCGCACGAGCCCUGGCUUCUGGACUAAAUGGGAGCAGUUCGAAGUGCAGCAUGGAAACGAGGAUACAUUCAAGGAGAUGUUGCGUAUCAAGCGAAGCGUGCAAGCACAGUAUAACACAGAUGUUAAUUUUAUUGCCUCGCAAGCACUGGCCAGGGCCAAGGAGGUUGCUGCUGGUGGCGGAGGUGCUCCUGAAGAAGGAGAAAGUGCAGCUGAUGCUAUGGCUGCGUUAGAACGGGAGGCUAGGGCACCUGUUGGUUUCGUCGCUGCUAGUACCGGGCCACAAGGAGGAAAUAUUCCCCAAGAGCAUGCGGCGGUGGAGAAGAACCCCGAUGCUAUUGAUGUGGAUGGACUGGAUGAGGAUUAG
Molecule: messenger RNA, 2496 nt
Organism: Venustampulla echinocandica
Lineage: Eukaryota; Fungi; Ascomycota; Leotiomycetes; Helotiales; Pleuroascaceae
Product: TPR-like protein
Exons: 3
Coding region: 1-2496 (831 amino acids)
Biological process (GO): mRNA splicing, via spliceosome; generation of catalytic spliceosome for first transesterification step
Cellular component (GO): post-mRNA release spliceosomal complex; U2-type catalytic step 2 spliceosome; Prp19 complex
Molecular function (GO): protein binding
Source: RefSeq, a predicted model, not a curated record